AUGGAUCCUAUGUCCUCCAGAGCAGGCCGUUCUCUUGGUACCACACUGGAGAGUCCCUUUGGUGAAGCAGACAAUAACGACUUCAAUUUUGCAGGUGCUGAAGUUGAGAUGGCACACGAAGUAUCUUCUGAUAGGCCCGCAGACCUGGAGACCAGUCGAUCCAAGUGGCGCACUCUUCCAAAUAAAUCGGUGGAUACAUUAUAUGCUAACUGGCAAAAGCUCAUACCGACCCUCGUGGACCUGCAACUCAAAUUAAAGGGUGACAUUGUGCAGGAACCCUUCCGUCGUGGCUUAGGUUAUGUCGUACAGUGGUACGAUGUCCUGCAGGUCGAAAUUGAGCGCCAGGUUGAUGCAGUUCUCCAACAAAGUCGAGACCGUGUGGCAGGUCAUCAAUCAAUCACCCCAACCACUCGCCUUAACAGAUGCGGACCAUUCAGCUGCAAUUGGCCUACACCAUGGCCAAUGUGCAUCACUCCUCAUGCAGCGAUGUCCAGCAUGUUUGGUGGCAUGCUGUUUGGAAGACCCAUUGACCAAGGUGGCGACAUACAUGUUGCUACAGACGGUAAUUUCCAUCAUCACCACCGACGAUCUGCGGGCGACUGUCCUCGCUUUUAUGAGCCAACUUACUUCCUUCCUAAACAGUUCAUUGACGCGCAACCUGGGAAGGUACACACACCCCUUGUCCCUGACGAAGCUAUCGACUUAUGUGAGAAUGCAUAUGAGGCUGCCGAUGGGAAGAAGCAAAAAGCCGCGAUGGAUAGCUUCGAUGACACAGGAUUAAUGGCCCUUAUCUGUUGUCAUGAUAUCCCACUUUUUUUUGCUAAUAUUGAUUCCCCUGGCGAGCAACAGAAAUAUUCCAUUGCGCUGAUUGAACAUUUGUUCACAUUGCUCCCUCCUCAAGCCACAGUUGUGACUCUCUAUGACGUUGGAUGCGUUCUUGCGCGGACCCUUUCAAAGUUUGAGAUCAUCCCCCAGGAUAUCUUAUUACGCCUGCGCUUCGUGACCACGGCCAUGCAUGCCUACGGUCACAAAUGGGCCUGUCAGCUGGUGUACAAUCCCCGGAUGUGCAUCGGCAUCGGGCUAGGGUUAUCUGAUGGUGAGGGGACUGAGCGGCUGUGGUCGCGGUUUGUUCGCUUGAUAGGUGUUGAAAGGUCGUCAUCACGUCAGCGCCGUAUCUGGUUAAUUUAUCGUCAAGCAACUGCGAUAGGAUCGGAAAUGAAAGCAGACCUGGGGGACUGGAUCAAAUGCCGUCUCAAGUGGGGCGUCAAGGACCAGGGUUCUGCGGCACUUGACCUUAUCAACCGUUCUGAAACAUCUGUAGAGGACCUACAAGCUCAGUGGGCUGAAUGUUACGAACUAGGAUGGUUCUGA
Molecule: messenger RNA, 1371 nt
Organism: Suillus subalutaceus
Lineage: Eukaryota; Fungi; Basidiomycota; Agaricomycetes; Boletales; Suillaceae
Exons: 5
Coding region: 1-1371 (456 amino acids)
Source: RefSeq, a predicted model, not a curated record